AUUUUAAUGGUAUAAUUUUUCAUUCAAAUGGUAUAAUUUGUCAUUCAAAUGCAAUAUUUUUUAUUCAAUUUGUAUAACUUGUCAUUGUAAUGCAAUAUUUUUCAUUCAAUUGGUAUAAUUGUCGUUUUUUUAUUUAUAUGCAAUAAUUUUUAUUUAUAUGCAAUAAUUGCAUUAUGGGAAAUUGUUUGACGUCACAAGGUCAAAUUUGCAACAACGUUUGUGAUUGGUCGAUAUAGUCGGGCAGCCCCUGCUUGACUCACAUGUUGAAGUUGGCACGUUCUCUAUGAACUCCCCUGGUUUGAUUAGCUGUUGAUAUCUAUAUAUGAGAAGGUUUAUAUGAUGUCAGGUCAUAUAAAGGUUUCACAUAGUGAACUUUGUUAUGAUGCUGAGGUCUUAUUGCCACUUAAAGAAGAUGUUUUGGAGAGGGAGACACUCAAAUCACAGUUUCCUUCAGCAGUGGGUUUGAGGUACCAUGUAGGAGGGGUGUUGAAAGCUGUUGCAGCUGAUACAAGAGGGUUUUCUUCUCCAGAUGGAGGUUGGGGAACAAGAAGAUAUAUUGUUGUAACAACAGCAGAAUGUGCUGGACAAGCAAGAGAUAUCAUUGGCAACAGGCCAAGUACAAGUGGAUUGGCUCAGCAGAUUACUUCUGUGUUUAAGUCGUCAAAAGCCACUUCACACCCAAGGACACAUUUCUCACCAAUACAGGGAGCUGCCUCCAGAAAAGACAUUAGACAACAAAUGAAAAAGAAGAAGAAGUUAUUUGAAAAGUCAUAUAAAGUUGUUUUUAUUGGAAAUAUAAAAUUGCCAGGCAUUCUGUGUGCAGAUAUUAUCCUAGAAGAAGGAUUAAUUAACAUAAGUUCGGAGGAUACAGAGGACACUAUUAAAAACAAACUACUUGACAUAUUUGACAGCACUGACAAAGAUCCCACCAAGAUCAUUUUUUUAUCGUGCUCACACAAAAAAUUAUCCAAACCAAAUGUACCAUCAACAUUCAAAUUUGAUGGAAUAGGGCUGAAGGCUCUGAUUGGUCAAGGGAAGCUUUAUGUUCUCGUCGAGGGCCCUGAGUUUGAAAAUGAUAAGGACAUGAUGGAUCAAAACAAAUUAGAUGACACAGACAUGACAGACGAGGAACUUCCAGUAUUCGGCAAGACACACUCUUUACAGAUACCCCAAGCAGACACAAAUGCAAGUAUGAACAGUGACCAGGAAAAUACAGGCUCAUCCGCAAAACCACAAACAGACAUCACCAAAACUGUGCAAAGUCAAGAUAUAGUGGAAGGUGAUCCGGAAGAUACAGGCACACCGACAAUAACAUUUCAUCCAUCGUGCUUAGAACGUAGAGAGCGUAGAUCUCGAUUAAGCUUGCGGUCAUCUACUGGUAAUGAUGCUCUGGCAUGUCCUUCAACUUACAGGUCAUAUGUCCAGCUGUUUGAAACUGAAAUAGUAACAGUUGAUGACUCCGAUGAUGAAGGUGACAAAACCAUAUACCAAUGGAUGGGUACUGAUAUCAGUUUGCCAGAGUUAUUAAUAAAGUUACAGUCACAGGUUGACCUGGAGAAGAUAACGAAAUUCAAUAUCAACAGAAACCUUGUUUUAGAUGGUGCUCGGAGAGCCAUCAAAAGGAAAUCCUUCUGUGCUAAAAGCAAGAUAAGUGUGAAGUUUACGGACGAUGUAGGAAUCGCAGAAGGUGCCGUAGAUGAAGGUGGACCAAAAAGAGAGUUCUUGAGAAUGCUGAUGAAAAAGAUCCAAUACCUGCACAUUUUUGAAGGUCCUGAAAACAGAAGAAUUUUGGCCUAUAGUACAUCAGCCCUAGAAGACAAUCUGUACAGAGAUGUUGGAUUAUUCUUUUCCCUAUCCAUUGUACACGGAGGACCAUCACCAAAAUUCCUUUCUCCAGUUAUGUACAAUGCGUUGGUAGGACAAGCUGGAGAAAGGAAUAUUGAAGAUAUAGCAGAUGGUGACUUGAGAGGAGAAGUUCAAAAGUUAAAAGAUGCAUCAAGUUUGCAAGACUUGAACAAACAAAUGAAUGCAAUGUCAACCCUGUUGAUAACAGCGGGAUGUUUCAGGCCUAUAUUGAACAUGCAACAAAAAGAUAAAUUAAUCAUGGAUAUUGUCAGAUUUUUGGUCCUGGAAAGAACCAGUACUCCUCUUCACCAGUUGCGUGAUGGGUUACAGACACUUGAUGUAUUAACGUACAUUCAAAAGCAUUAUAAAGCAUUUAAGGAUUUGUUUGUCUGUCAAGGAAAUGAAAAAUUGACCGCUGAAAUGAUGGAGGUGGUGUUUAUGGAUAUCAAAAUGUCAGUUCCAGGCAGCAACAGAAGACGGGACGAGGAGAACAUUGUUGGAUAUUGGAGAGAUUUUUUAAUUGACUUGCAAGAAGAUGAGGAUGGUGAAAUUACCUUAGGUGAUGUUUUAUCAUUUGCAACUGGAGCAGACUGUGUACCUCCAUUAGGAUUUGAUCCAUCACCAUCUAUUACUUUUCUUCAUGACUCAGGAUUGUUUCCAAAAGCAAACACAUGCUCAAUGGAGUUGAAGCUUCCAGUUUCAGAAGAUUUUAAUACAUUCAAAAAAAACAUGACUUUUGGAAUUGCAAACUCACCAGGCUUUGGACUGGCAUAA
Molecule: messenger RNA, 2619 nt
Organism: Mytilus trossulus (common blue mussel)
Lineage: Eukaryota; Metazoa; Mollusca; Bivalvia; Mytilida; Mytilidae
Exons: 13
Coding region: 337-2619 (760 amino acids)
Biological process (GO): protein polyubiquitination
Molecular function (GO): ubiquitin protein ligase activity
Source: RefSeq, a predicted model, not a curated record